AAAUUAAUCUGAAGCUCAAGGCAUUGAACACUUGAUUUGGGAUAAGAAACGUCGCUUUAAUGUCUGCGCUGCCUUCAAUUUAUUCAAGCGAAGGGCUUUCCUCGUCUGAUAGAAAAAAGGUUAUAACAACAGGGAAACCAAGAAGCCAGCGACCAAUCGGUGCCAUUAAGCUUGAAUCAAGAGUAAACAAUGCCAUAGAUCACAACGAGAACUUUGAUCAUGACGGUGACAUCCCAAUGUUAGGUAUGGAUGACGAGAAUGAGGUUCAGCUGGUGACUGACUAUGUGCUCGAUAAGAGAAAUGCUUCAGAGUCAUGGGGACCUUCUCCAACUCUUCCCACAGACCUUUUAGCCCAAUCUGAGAGAGAUUUAACACCAGAGGAAAAACCAAACAAAGAUACCAUAAUGGUAAUUGAUACCAACUUUAUCAUUUCGCAUCUUGAUAUCUUGGAUGAAUUGACAAUGCUUCAUAAGAAAUAUCACCAUCAAAUUAUCAUUCCUACAACUGUUAUACGAGAGCUUGAUGGCUUGAAACUCUCCAAAAAGAAACCAGAUGAUUCAGUUGAUGGCACAACAAUUGGACACCUCGCUAGAUGGGCAAAUGAUUGGAUCUAUAAGAGAUUUGCUGAAUCAGACUCUUCUGUUCGUGGCCAAAAGCUCAAAGAAGUGUUGGACUAUGAUGCUAGAAAGGAUGAUGCUAUAUUAGAUUGUUGUCUGUACUUCCAUCAAAAACAAAAGGCAUUGGUGAUUUUACUAUCGAAUGACAAGAACCUUUGUACCAAAGCACUCACAAAUGAUAUACUCACGGUGUCUUAUAGAAAGGGAAUGUCUGCAGAACUUAUAGCUAAAAUAUCAUUUGUCGAGAACAAAACUAAUGGAUCAACAGAAUCAGUAGCUGAAAAACCAACAGAGGAUCAUGUCAAGAAUUCACAUAUUGAUAACUACCCGGAUGCAGAAAUGAUGGAUGAUGACCAUUAUAGUGAUUAUGAAAUAGAAAUAGAACAACAUGAUCAAUAUGGAACACCAAAAAUAAGUGAGACAAGUAAAGAUAACCACUUGAUUACAAUUGAUGAUUUUGAUGAGGCAGUAAGGCUUAUUCACAGAGAAGUUCAGAUUUUAGUAUUAGAUGCAAUUGAUCACUGUAUGUAUGAAGAGUACGGUGAUGAUUUGGAGUUGAUUGGUUAUGAGAAAUCAGAAAUUGCUACUCUUCGAGAUUCAGCAAAUUCUUUAAUUAAAUAUUGGAUGACAGUCUUUACAGAAUACUUCAACAGGGACUUUUAUCCAUAUAAAAGACAAGGGAAGAAGAAAUU
Hansenula anomala is the source of this 1309-nucleotide messenger RNA. RefSeq names its product mRNA-processing endoribonuclease (gene SWT1). The transcript has a single exon. The annotation marks the transcript as partial. Gene Ontology annotation, cellular component: nucleus. The record is from RefSeq and is a predicted model, not a curated record. NCBI's taxonomy places the organism in Eukaryota, Fungi, Ascomycota, Saccharomycetes, Phaffomycetales, Wickerhamomycetaceae.